UAGAGGAAAUCAUAUGGCGCCAUUUCAUAUUAAUCUCCCUCUGCCAGUUCUUUGGAUUCUAAUUAUUAUUUCAUCAGGGGCCAACAUAGGCGAGUCCGCAAGAGUUUUUACCCUAAUAAAUAAUUGCAAAGAGACAGUAUGGCCGGGAGUUACCCCAGGUGAGAACUUUAACGGUGGCGGUUUUACACUAAAACCCGGGCAGUCCAUAGAAUUUACUGCACCAACGGCUUGGUCGGGCCGUAUCUGGGGUCGAACCGGGUGCAACUUUGACAAGAAUGGGCUUGGGCAAUGCCAGACCGGGGCAUGUGGUGACACCCUCAAAUGCGGAGCCUCAGGAAAGACCCCAGCUUCACUUGCCGAAUUUACCCUUGCAUCGCCUGACUUUUACGAUGUUAGCCUUGUGGACGGUUUUAACUUGCCAAUAGCUGUGAAACCCCUCCACGGUACCGGAAACUGCAGCGUUGCUGGUUGUGACGGGGACUUGAGGCUCAAUUGCCCCACAGAGCUCGCCGUCAAGGCCAACGGUAAGGUUAUUGCUUGCCGGAGUGCAUGCGAUGUGUUCGACACCGACGAGUACUGUUGCCGAGGAGUUCAUGGGAACCCCUCUACAUGUCAACCGACAUAUUAUUCCAAGAAGUUCAAGGAGGCUUGCCCAACUGCCUACAGUUAUGCAUACGAUGAUCCCACCAGCAUAUUUACGUGCUCAGGGACGGAUUACGUGGUCACUUUUUGCUCCUCCAGGAACCAACCGGUGUGCACGUAUCAUAACAACAAGCUCGUCUGCAGCGAUUCGAACGGUGGGUUAAAGUCUCUGGUUGGAAGAUGGUGGGCUUGGAGCGUUGGAGCUUUUACGUUGUAUAUAGUACAUGUAAAUAUGGGAUACAUUUAUUCGUUUAUUUAAUUAUUUCAUCUAUAUA
Messenger RNA from Corylus avellana, 917 nucleotides. RefSeq names its product Pathogenesis-related thaumatin superfamily protein. The record is from RefSeq and is a predicted model, not a curated record. NCBI's taxonomy places the organism in Eukaryota, Viridiplantae, Streptophyta, Magnoliopsida, Fagales, Betulaceae.